This is a messenger RNA of Amoebophrya sp. A25, 6660 nucleotides long. NCBI's taxonomy places the organism in Eukaryota, Dinophyceae, Syndiniales, Amoebophryaceae. The record is from the annotation of a GenBank genome assembly.
GAGGGUCACCGGUGUUUUGUAGAAGUGCACCCAUAUGAGAUUAUUAGAAAAUACAGAGAAACUACUCUAGGUCUAAAAGAACUGAAAAAGGAUCAUGACAUCCUCACAUGAUUCAAAAUGAAAUGAGAAACAUACACACACUAUGUUCAACUAACAACUAUGAACCUUCUCCACCUGAUCGUGGUCCAGCUGCCUUUAGUCUAGUACUGUCCUUCUCGUUGUGGACCUUGUGACUAAGGUGAAACGAAGUCCAAUUAUGGUCAACAUUUAGUGUCCAUCAUUCUCGGCAUCUUGGUCCCCUUUUGUUCCCUUGUAUUAUUCCUAUGAAAUCAUGCUGCAAGGGUAGUAAAGUUAAGGGUAGGUUAAAGGUGCUUUUCUUACCGCUUUUUAUGCCUCUCCUAAGGGAGAAAGGCAUAACAAGCGGGGUAAGCGAGCACCAAAAACCUACCUCUAAUAAAGGGACUCCAAGAAAAGGGGGACGGACCGAGAUGCAUUCUAGCACACGCUAAGCCAAGAAAUGCACUCUUUCGACGGUGGCGCUCCUGCACAUGGGGAGCCAGGGACGAGAGCUUCUUCACGGCAGCGGUCGUUAUCACGGCCCACGAUUAAGGCUUCCCCUAAUCCCUCUACUUCGGGCUUCAGAGGCAAGCAUCUAUCGAAGUUGAACUACUGUAGUUCCAUGAGGGGAAACAAGGCUGUUUCAAGAUGUAGGAAGGGGCUCAAGAUGAGUAAGGGUGAGCUCUGUUUCAAGGCUGUUUCAAGAUGUAGGAAGGGGCUCAAGAUGAGUAAGGGUGAGCUCUAAAAACAGGAACGGCGUCCCCAACGACAGUGGUGUAGUCGAAAACUUCGUAGACCCUCACUGGAAGUUUUUCAGGAGGUUCGUUGUCUUACCAUGUGCUUUUUGGCUCUUCCUCUACAUCGCGGAUGCCGCGACGACCAUCUUCGUCCGGGUUCUGCCGAACUACCUGCCACUGGUGUCAACAUCUUCGUCGCGGUCCUCUUCGUCGCCAUCGGCAGCAGUACCAUCUUCACCAAAUUGGAGACCCACCUCUUCUUCCUCUUCGUCGCAGCUAUUAGAUUCGAAACAAGCACUUCAUCUAUUAGACGACGAUGAUGCUGCACAAGGUGCUGCCGAUGGGAACAACAAGCACAGGAGUCUUAGAGACGCGCAGAAAGUUGUACAUUUAGAUGGACUUAGAGACGCGCAGGAAGUACAUUUAGAUCGACCGGGACAGAGCACGAAAGACGAGGACGAAGAAAAAGUGGAUGCUGUAGGCGCACUACAUCUGCAGGAGGGAGAGAAGGAUGAACAAGAUGUUGUUGUUGGAUCAUCAAGAGCAACAAGUGGUAGUGGUGCCGGUUCUAGGAAAAAGCGGCAAGAUAAUUAUAGAGCUCUCGACGAGGAUCGGGAUGCUACUGGAGUCAAGGGGUCAUCUUUUGUAGGCCUUGAGCCUGAAGAAAAACCAAAGGAGAAGCCGAAAGAGGGAGAAGACAAGAGUUUAAGAUCACAGGAUGAUUUGAACAAAGGUGUUUCACCAUCACUGAUUAAGCCCGAAAGGGUGUAAAUUCUUUGACCUGUCUUUUAUGAUGUUUAGUACGACUAUAGUAUAAAUAGUAAAAUUAAGCUUCGCUUUUUAGUAUCUUCAGCCUUUCUGCUUCUCCUCCUGUGUGAGUACGAUCUCUCAUCAUCUUGUUCUUGACCUUGAUUUGUGACCUUGAUUUGUUGAUUUCUUAUAGAAGGACACCAUGACUUCAUGAACUAUAGGGAUAUGGUGAAGCACACCAUGACCUCAUGAACUAUAGUCUUUGACUUCAUGAACUAAUUCUUAUAUCUAAGGUAAGGCGACGGAGAGGAAGAGUAUACUUCGGAUAAGGAUGACGUGUGGCAUUCGAGUUGGGACGACGAUGAGGAUGAGGAGUCUUCUAUGGCAGAUCCAUUCAUUAGAGGAGUCUAGUUCUCGUAGCUACAUUUUGUUUCUAGGAUGUUGUAUUCUUAGCCUGUAUUCCUCUGGAUACUCUAAUGGACCUAAGGAUAAUCAUGCUUCUUGAUGUAUUUUAGAGUUUUUUCUAGUUCCGCCACCUCCCUUAUGCGAUGUUGUCCACCUGCGCAGUUACUGACACCUAACCAACUACCUCCCUGACGGCGUCUUCAAGAGAGACCUCGUCUUUUCUAAUCAUCUACACUCAUCCGGCGAUAGCGAUGACGAUUCGACGUCGGAUGAUUCUUCACAGGUAGUGAGAGAAGAAGACGACCAGGAGGACAAGAGCAAAGCUACAGCGAUGGAGAAAAAGAUUCUGUACUCCUACUUUGAUCAAGCUUAUGUGUAAUUCUAACACAUAAAGAUACAGUACGCAUACUUUAAUCAAGCUCAUGUGUAAUUAUAACACAUAAAGAUCAUUAAUAAAGGGGUCACAACUAUAUUUCUGUUUAUUCUAUACUUUACAAGAAGUAAGCUACUUGUUCUUACUAUAAAUUAUAGCAGAACAACAUCAGUACUUUGUAGAACGAAUAAAUCUUGAGUUGAUUGGGUCUCAUUGCAGGAACUAGAAGACGACCAUACUAUCCGAAUGAUUGCUAGAAGAUACGUGAUGGUGACGAUGAAAACUAAUAGCUCUGUGUACUAUUACUCAAUCACUUUGCCGUGGCAACUUUUGGUUAUACUUGCUAGUCUAUCACUCGGUCUCCUUGCUCUUCUUUUAUUUUAGAAGGUGCAGGGAGGCUGAAAGGCCUUAAUAACGUUAGGAAAAACGUGACACGAGGCAUCAUGAUAUGACAUGACAUACCAUUUCUAGACUUGUAGAUACGCACACGUCAUGAAAAUAGCAGUAGUUCUAGGUAUAGUAAUAGUUGGCUCCACGUUGUAUUAAAACAAUCUGUUCUCUUCUUCCACGCGAAACUACAGGAAAUAUCUCGGUGGACACGACAAGGUGGACAAACACAAAGGUGGGAUUCAUUGCCGUCAAUUGUAUGAUGCUUUCGAUCGAAGGGUGUACGACAAUAAUUGCGGCCAGGGUAAGACGGAGAAAGAUGCCAAAUUUAGGUGCCUCGUCCAUAUACGACGGACUCAUUGUCAUUCAUCAUUCAGAUUGAUUGUGAUAAUCCACCAUUGUGAUAAGGCAUCUCAGGAUUCAUCAUUCAGAUUGAUGGUGAUAAGCGUCUCAACAUCAUGCAUCCAUCUAAUGAAUGCAAAGACGCGGCGGACCAGAUGAAUGCACUGGAAAUUUGCAACGCGGUGCAUCGCACACACGCGUUUUUUCUUAUGUCGCAUGUUGUACUUUCCAAAGGGGAAGAAGAGUAACAAGGAAGAAAAGCUGCUAAUUAAGUUUGUUCAUAUUCUUCUAUACUCCCCGAUUGGGUACACUAUUACUACUACUACCACUACUACUACAAACGAACUCCUGCUCUUGCUCACUUUCUAAACGUUUUUCAGGUUGCUAGGAACUUCUGUAAUAGGUAGAAACUAGGAUUACUGUUGCGUUGGAAUUGCUUCCUUUUCACGUAUGACAUUUUUGUUAAAUUGUGCUAUUCCUUUACUACCUCCUUCGCUACUUUCUAACUAGUUCUUUUACUACGACUACGUCUCUCCCUCCUCCUAUUACGUACCACUGUCUCUCCUUAUUUCUCGACUUACCUCUUUCUCUCCCUAUCUCUCCCCUGCCUUUCUCUCUCUCCCCAUCUCCCCCUGCCUUUCUCUCUACUCUCCCUCUCUCUCUACUCCCCCUCUGUCUCCUCUCCCUCUGUCUCCUCGCUCAUCCUCUAACCCCUGUCCCUCCCUCUACUCUCCCUCUUUCUCUACUCCCUCUUUCUCUACUCCCUCCUUCUCUACUCCCUCUUUCUCUCCUCCCUCUCUCUCUACUCCCUCUUUCUCUACUCCCUCUCUCUCUACUCCCCCUCUGUCUCCUCGUUCAUCCUCUAACCCCUGUCCCUCCCUCUACUCUCCCUCCUUCUCUACUCCCUCUCUCUCUACUCUCCAUCUUUUUACUCUUCCUCCCUCUCUCAUCCUCUAACCCCUGUCCCAGCCAGCUUGCCCUGCUUGAGGCGGUGCAUAGAAAGACUAGGGAUGCCGGGCGUGGACAACUCAAACUUCUCCCAUACGAGUACUGCCCAGAGACGCACAUCAGACGGCUUAUCCAGGUACUGAAGGUAAAGCUACUGGCGUGGUGAUGGUACUAUAAUCAUGUAGAUAGAAAUGGAAUACCAAUACUUUCUAAAUGUCAUGUUGUAGUCCCUACUCAUUUCUAUGAAUUGAUGAAGUAGAAAUGACAAUGCAGAAUUUUGCAGGAGUAGUUCUACUGAUCAAAACUUCCUACAACAAAAGGAGUCCUCUGAGAAACUGAGUGGUUGGGCGCAAAAGUUGAUUGCAGACCCAACAAAAUAUGCUGGGGACGCAGGUCGAGCGCAGUACGAAACUUAGGCUGAACCAACAUGAUGGAGGGUAGACCUAGAACGUCUUUGCUACUAGAAGAAGAUGCAUCAGGAAUGUCUAUGUCGUGGGAAAGACUAGAAGGAUCCUUCUCCUUGUAGUAAAUGAUUCUCAUGCCACCUAACGCGGUCGAGGACAAGCGAGAGAAAGAUUAAAACUCAGCGUCAACAGCGCCCACUUUGUGGAGUCAACGCAGAUCUUUUGUGAGCACAGAAUUUGUGAGUGAGUCUGUUACUCAGUACUGCUUCUAAAAAAGAGACAUGUCAAUCUUUCCUAAGAAAGAAGUUGGGGCUGGCUCGCAACACUACGAAAAACGCAAUUACCCGCCAGAAGACGUCAUCCUAAUCGCCAUCGCUGACCGAGUCUUUCGUGGUUAUGAAGAUUGGGAUUGUCGUAGCAGUUUGAUUUUGAUAGUAAUUUUGUCGCGUGACGAUGAUUAGAUAUCGAAAAAGACUGACUUCUGUUCAUGUCCCUGGCGGUUCAUCGAACAAUGACGAUAAAGCCGGACUAGUAGAACAACUGGCAACGGCAGUCUGUUAUCGGCGUGUGGUGCCGGAUAUUAAGGCUCAGCCUUCAUUGGCCAUCAUCAUUAGACUGCCUGGGGUCACUGGUGACGCCGAAGAGGAACCCCCUUGAGAGAACAGGGGGAAAUGCAGGGAAAACAAGGAAUGAAGCAUGGCGGGGCCCUUUUCUUUCAGAAUCAGUGACCACUGACUGCUGACCUUUAAUGAUAAGGGGCUCGCUGAAGGCUUGGGCAGGGAAAAGUGGGAAGAGCCGCCGAAGCGUGAACCCGAAGACGAUGCACUAGGGGUCGUAUUUUAUGAAAUAACAGCGAGCGGACUUUUGAUCUGGUACCCACGACUAUUACUAGCAGGCACCUACUUCAUACUGUUAGGUGCGUCCUGUCCUUGCAGCAGCGAACUUCUUCUAUCAGGUCCUGCUAGGUAUCAUUUGCUGGUCCUACUAGGUAAUAUUACCUUUACCUGCAACUACAAUCUUUUUCAGUAGUACCUUCUUCUGUAAGAGCUGCUGGCUCUUCUAUCUCUUCUCGAUGUCAGCUCUCUCAUGUCCUACUUCUUACUUUCUGAAGUUUGAUUUGCCGCAUCAAUCCCGCCCGCGCCCCAAGAACGCCAUGUGUCAACAUUCAACACUGCUCCUCUAACAUUUGGUUAGUGCUACACAGUGUCCGAAAACGAUCCCGGGUCUGACUCAGGGAGGGAGGCUGAGCGGCCUUACGAAGGUCGGCGACAUGACAGAAGAAGAUGACGAUAGUGAUGAGGGUGAAGACUAUGGAAAAAUUGAAAACGUUCUUUUGGAGAGAUGAAUGGUUCCGGUAUUUGGUAGCUUGAAUUUGAUCACAAGGAUUCUCUUCUCGUUUUCCUUAUGAUCAAAAUCAGGCUACCAAAUACCAGAACUAUUCCAGAGAAGAAAGCGUUCUUUUGGAGAAAAUGGAAACUUUUUCUGGUUGUGAAGUAGCCGAGAUCUAGAAUUUGAAUUGUAAAUCUGGUAAUGCUAAAAGGAGUAAGCACUAAGCUGAGAUAAGUACACCAGCACUGCAACUCUACAGCAAAACACCACUACUCCACAUAAUGACAAUUUGGGUCGAUUGUCUUUGUCAUAUAAUGAUUUGUUGAUACAAGGAGCUUUGCUUUGAUCCCUUCAUAACCAAGAGGAAGCGGAGGAAGACGAAGACACCGAGGGAGAGGAAAAGUUGUGGUUCAAUUUCAACUCCAGGUGCGCUUCGUUUUUUGUCUAUAGUAUCUCCUAGACACAAGUACAAACUACUACAUACACGACUUCUACUUACAAAUAAACUAAAAGUUUAAGCCGUUGCUCGUCAGGGCGAUCUGCUGCCCUUAGAGGACGAGUGAGCGUUUCCGUCUGCUGACUUAGAAGACUCUAAGUCAGCUCUUCAAGACCAGUGGUACAGGUGCACGUACAUAACAUAAUUGAUGUUUGAGCUUUUUGAUCUAUUAGAGAACAAUAAUAAGGUAGUCUUUAUCUUUUUGGGCGCAUUAAGAAAGUACAAACACAUUCCUAUCGGAUGGUAGAUCCCAACCUAACCUAACCUAACCUAACCUGAUCGUUCAUACUACAAGUACAAAAGAUCUUCAUAUGGUGUAUCACAGACGAACAGCUCUUGAUCUUCAUCUUGAUCUUCUAACUUUAUCCGACGACACGAAGAAAGACGCCGAUGACGAAGGGCCAGACGAUGAAGACGACGACGACGAUGAGA